GGCCGCUGCUUGCGGGACGCCAGCCGCGCCGUCGCCAAGCCGGAGGGUUAGGGGGACGCGGCCGUCGCGGGCAGGAGGGAAGGCUCCGAUCGCCCCGACUGGCGGGCGCGGGCCGGCGGGUCGGCAAGCGGCCACCCCCCCCCCCCCACCACCCUCGGCUGUCGCCUGCCCCGCGUCGUCGCUGCGCCAGCCUCGCCUAGCGCACGGGGACAGGUGCCCCGGCCGGGGUCUGCCGGGAAGAUGGCGACCCCGGGCAUGAGCUGGCAGCAGCACUAUUACGGCGGCUCUGCGGCCGGGGCGGCCAAAUUCGCGCCCUCGCCGGCCGCCGCGCAGAUGGCCGGGCACAGCAUGGACUACAGCCAGGACAUGCACCUGAAAAUGAGCAAGAAGAUCGCCCAGCUCACCAAGGUAAUAUAUGCUUUGAAUACUAAAAACGAUGAACACGAGUCUGCAAUUCAGGCCCUCAAAGAUGCUCAUGAAGAAGAAAUCCAGCAGAUUCUUGCAGAAACAAGAGAAAAAAUACUGCUCUACAAAAGCAAGGUAACAGAAGAGUUAGACCUUAAGAGAAAGAUUCAAGUUUUGGAAGCCUCUUUGGAAGAUCAUGAGAAGAUGAAGCAGCAGGCGCUGACGGAGUUUGAAGCCUAUAAGCACAGAGUUGAGGACAUGCAACUUUGUGCAGAGGCCCAGCAUGUCCAGCGCAUAGUGACCAUGUCGCGGGAGGUCGAAGAGAUCAGAAGGAAGUUUGAAGAAAGGUUGAGGAGCUUUGGACAGCUCCAGGUACAGUUUGAAAAGGACAAACGGUUGGCCCUGGAAGAUUUGAGAACCGCCCACAGACGGGAAGUCCAAGAGCUGUUGAAGUCGCAGCAGGACCACAGUUUCUCGGUGAAUAAGGGGCAGGAGAAAGCAGAGGAGAUGCACAGGAUGGAGGUGGAGGCCUUGAACAGUACCCUGGAAGAGCUGAGACUUGAAAAGAAAAAACUCAUUGAGGAAUAUGAAGGCAAGUUGAACAAAGCUCAGUUAUUUUAUGAGCGUGAGCUUGAUAAUCUGAAAAGGUCCCAGCUCUUCACAGCGGAAAGCCUGCAGGCUAGCAGGGACAAGGAGGCCGAUCUCCGCAAAGAGUUCCAGGGACAAGAAGCCAUUCUGCGAAAAACCAUAGGAAAACUGAAGACCGAGUUGCAGAUGGUGCAGGAUGAAGCCAGCAGUCUUCUUGACAAAUGCCAAAAGCUGCAGGUGGCACUGGCCACAGCAGAGAGCAAUGUACAGGUUCUUCAGAAACAGCUCGAUGAUGCCAAGGAGGGAGAGAUGGCCUUGUUAAGCAAGCACAAGGAAGUGGAGAGUGAGCUAGCAGCUGCCCGGGAACGCUUACAGCAGCAAGCUUCAGACCUUGUCCUCAAAGCUAGUCAUAUUGGAAUGCUUCGAGCAACUCAGAUGACCCAGGAAGUUGCAAUUAAAGAUUUAGAAUCGGAAAAAUCCCGAGCCAACGAGCGAUUAUGUCAGCUUGAAGAGGAAAGAGCUUUUCUGCAAAGUAGAACGCAGAGUCUGGAUGAAGAACAGAAGCUGCAGGUGCUAGAGCUGGAGAAGAAAGUAACCGAAGCAAAGAGAACUCAGCAAGAAUAUUAUGAAAUGGAGCUUAAAAACCUGCAGAAUAGAUUGGACGGCGAGGUGGCCCAAUUAAAUGAGGCCCAUUCUAAGACUUUAGAAGAGUUAGCCUGGAAGCACCACAUGGCGAUGGAGGCUGUCCACAGCAAUGCAAGCAGAGAUAAGAAAAAGCUACAAAUGGAAUUGGAGGAACAAUAUAAAAAGGAGAGACUGAGUCUGGAAGAGGAUAAAAAUCAGCUUCAACUGGAGCUAGAAAACCUAAAGCAAGUGCUGGAAGACAAGCUGGCUUCAGCCAAUCAGGAGAUUGGCCGCCUGCAAGAUCUGGUAAGGAAAAGUGAACAAGGUCUUGGCUCUGCCGAAGGACUCAUUGCUAGUCUUCAGGACUCCCAAGAGAGGCUUCAGAGUGAACUGGACCUGACAAAAGGCAAGCUCAAGGAGACCAAGGAUGCCCUCUUAAAUGUUGAGGCUGAGCUAGAACAAGAGAGGCACCAGCAUGAAGAAACCCUUGCUGCCAUGAAGGAAGAAGAGAAGCUGAAGGCGGACAGGAUGGCCCAUGACCUAGAGAUAAAGUGGACUGAAAAUCUUAGGCAAGAGUGCUCUAAACUUCGCCAAGAGUUAAGGCUUCAACACGAAGAGGAUAAAAAGUCCGCGAUGUCUCAACUGUUGCAGCUGAAAGAGCGAGAGAAAAACGCCGCCAGGGAUUCGUGGCAGAAGAAGGUGGAAGACCUUUUAAACCAGCGGCACUCUCUGGGUGAGGCUUUGCAUAAAUCUAUCAACAAUAUCUCCCUGCUCAAGCAGAACCUGGAGCUGCAGCUUUGCCAGUCACAGACAUCUCUGCAGCAGCUGCAAGCUCAGUUCACACAGGAGCGCCAGCGACUCACGCAGGAGCUGGAGGAGCUGGAGGAGCAGCAUCAGCAGAGGCACAAGUCCCUCAAAGAAGCACAUGUCCUCGCCUUCCAGACCAUGGAAGAAGAGAAGGAAAAGGAACAAAGGGCUCUGGAGAGUCACUUACAGCAGAAACAUUCUGCAGAGCUGCAGUCCCUGAAAGAUGCACACCGAGAGUCCAUGGAGGGCUUCCGCAUGGAGAUGGAGCAGGAGCUCCAGACGCUCCGGUUUGAACUAGAAGACGAAGGAAAAGCUAUGCUUGCUUCCUUGCGGUCCGAACUAAACCACCAGCAUGCAGCCUCAAUUGAUUUAUUACGGCAUAGUCACCAUCAAGAACUGGCUGCGGCCAAAAUGGAACUAGAGCGAAGCGUAGACAUCAGCCGAAGGCAGAGUAAGGAGCACAUGUGUAGAAUAAGUGAUCUCCAAGAGGAGCUACGGCACCGAGAGCACCACAUCUCAGACUUAGACAAGGAGGUCCAGCACCUCCAGGAAAACCUAAGUACCCUAACGAAGGAACUGGAAUUUAAGGGGAAGGAAAUCCUCAGAAUACGAAGUGAAUCCAGCCAGCAGAUGAGGUUGCAUGAACAAGAUUUAAACAAGAGACUUGAGAAAGAGCUGGAUGUCAUGACAGCAGACCACCUCAGAGAGAAAAAUAUCAUGCGGGCAGAUUUUAAUAAGACUAAUGAGCUACUCAAGGAAAUAAAUGCAGCUUUACAAGUGUCACUAGAAGAAAUGGAAGAAAAGUACCUAAUGAGAGAAUCGAAGCCAGAAGAUUUACAGAUGAUUGCAGAAUUAAAAUCCUUGCUUACAGAAAGAGACCAGGUCAUAAAGAAACUAAUUGAGGAUAAUAAAUUUUAUCAACUGGAAUUAGUCAAUCGAGAAACUAACUUCAACAAAAUAUUUAACACAAGUCCUACUGUUGGUGUUAUUAACCCAUUGGCUAAGCAAAAGAAGAAGAAUGAUAAGUCACCAACAAACAGGUUUGUGAGUGUUCCCAAUCUAAGUGCUCUGGAAUCCAGUGGAGUGGGCAAUGGACACCCUACCCGCUUGGAACCCAUUCCCAAUUCUCCAAUCCAUGAGGUUGAGUUCAACAGCAACAAGCCACUUCCACAGCCACUACCACCCAAAGAGCCCAAGACAUUUUUGAGUCCUCCUCAGAGUGAAGCUUCCCCGGUGGCUUCUCCAGAUCCCCAGCGCCAGGAGUGGUUUGCCCGGUACUUCACAUUCUGAACGAAUUGUGCUGGCACAGCUCUGGUGGACUGUUACAGGAGCAUGUCUGUAUCUGAGUCAUUACAUGGACAGGCCUUCCUAUGUAAAGCACUGUGAAUGAGAAAGUGUUUGUCCAAUUUGAAAAUGCACUGUUUUUCCUGUGAUAUUUAUUGCAAUCACUCUCUGAGGGUACUAAACUCUAUUAUGUGUGUAAUUAUAACAAUUAUUUUUAUUUGAGAUGGAAGUCUUUAAUCUUUGUAAUUACUGCAUAAUAAAUUUUGUUAGAACAAAUGUUUUUUGUUGUUGUUUUCUAUUAAGUGUGCUUUAAACACUUUUUAAUACCAGGUGUAAGACUUGUCAAUACGUUUUACUGCAGUAAUGAUCAUUAAUUGUUACUUCAGUAGUCUUAAAAAUUCAAUAUAGGGAAAUAUAUUCUAUUAAUACCUUUCAUUGUUGUGUAUAAUUUUAACUCAAUUGUCAACAUUUAUAAAUCCAGAAUAAAAGAAUUUAUGUAAA
This is a messenger RNA of Peromyscus californicus insignis, 4209 nucleotides long. RefSeq names its product family with sequence similarity 184 member A (gene Fam184a). The transcript is spliced from 19 exons. The record is from RefSeq and is a predicted model, not a curated record. Bases 241 to 3714 code for a protein of 1157 amino acids. NCBI's taxonomy places the organism in Eukaryota, Metazoa, Chordata, Mammalia, Rodentia, Cricetidae.